Funneliformis geosporum is the source of this 1038-nucleotide messenger RNA. Lineage: Eukaryota; Fungi; Glomeromycota; Glomeromycetes; Glomerales; Glomeraceae. The record is from the annotation of a GenBank genome assembly.
AUGGCAGAUAAGAUUGUUAACGAGAAUAGUACAGAUACGCAACCUAUUAUUCGUUUGGCACCACUUAAUGUGCCGUUUAAAAGACGACGUCAAACAGCAGUAGUUUUCAUGUGGCUGGUUUCUUUACCGGCAACUCUUUUUGUUUUCUUCAUAUCUUGCACGAUAGUUUUCUUUUUACCAUGGAUCAUUGCUUAUUUGUUAUUUGUCCUUUUUGACAUUGCACCGGAAAAUGGCGGUAGAAGGUUUGAAUUCGCCAGAAAAGCUCCCUUUUGGAGAUGGUACGCUGAUUAUUUUCCAAUAAAACUAAUUAAGCAAGUCGAUUUAGAUCCAACAAAAAAUUACGUUUUUGGAUAUCAUCCACAUGGAGUUAUUUCAGUUGGAGCAUGGACAAAUUUUGUUACUGAAGCAAAUAAUUUCUCCAAAUUAUUUCCCGGAAUUACAUGUCGUUUAUUAACUCUCACGACUAAUUUUAAUAUUCCACUUUAUCGUGAUUAUUUAAUGGCUCAAGGUUGUGCUUCAGUAUCCAGACAAUCUUGUGAAAAUAUUUUAAGGAAAGGUCAUGGGCAUUCCAUUUUAAUUGUAGUUGGUGGUGCUGGGGAAAGUUUAAAUGCGCGUCCCGGAGUUUACGAUUUAGUUUUAAAAAGAAGGUUAGGUUUCAUAAAAUUAGCCGUUCGUAACGGAGCUUGUCUGUGUCCUGUAUUUUCAUUUGGAGAAAAUGAUAUAUGGGAUCAGGCUGAUAAUCCCAAAGGAGGCAAAAUCUGGAAGGUUCAAAAGACGAUACAAAAAUUAUCCGGUUGGACGAUGCCUCUUUUUCAUGGUCGUGGUGUAUUUAAUUAUAACUUUGGUGUUUUACCUCACAGGAGACAAAUUACAACAGUUGUUGGAAAACCAAUUCCGGUUGACAAAAUUGAAAAUCCAACAGAAGAACAACUCCUUAAGGUACAAGAGAAAUAUAUCGAAGAGUUAUACAAUAUUUGGAAUCAAUAUAAAGACGUAUAUGCAAAGAAUAGAGUGAGAGAAUUAACCCUUAUCGAGUAA